This is a messenger RNA of Rosa chinensis, 477 nucleotides long. RefSeq lists its product as uncharacterized. The record is from RefSeq and is a predicted model, not a curated record. The transcript is spliced from 3 exons. Lineage: Eukaryota; Viridiplantae; Streptophyta; Magnoliopsida; Rosales; Rosaceae. The coding region runs from base 1 to 477 and encodes 158 amino acids.
AUGGAACCGGUGUAUGAAAAGUUUAUACAGAAUUCAGAUACAGAGUUUGACGAGUUUCACGCUGCCAUGCUUGGUGUUUGCAGGAUUACCACAUUAAAGCAUCUAUUUCUUACCUCUAACACAAUCGUAUCCAGCGCAUUAAAUGCUGCUAUGCCCGGUAAACACUACAAUGUGCCCGGACUGGAGGAAGUAAAGGAAUUUCACAGUACAUGGAACAACUUACCGACUCAAAAAAAAAAGAGGGAGCAAUUCAUCCAGUUUGUGAAGGAUAAUGUGAGAGUUAACCAGGCUGAUACCGCUACCUUGUUGACAGGAGUACUGGCGCCUCCAGGGGCCAUGGCUGCUAAAAAAGCUGGGGAGAGUCUUCCCCAGCUGAAAAUGAUCAAGAACGUCCCGGACAUCCUCUUCGUGCCGACGGCAACAGUAGUAGCACUCAUUACUGUAAGGUUCUCCAAAAGACUUUUCAUGCGAAGCUAG